CCAUUUUCGAAUGACUAUCAUAUUUCACUGAAUGACUUUUCUGAUUCUAGGAAACAAUGGAACCAGACAUUGACUAUAAAAUGCAGCAGGUCCACUAAAUUUUUAUGAUCGACUGCACCAGCAAAAUGGAAACAAACGUUUCGCUAACAUUCUUCCUGAUUGUCGUAUUUUCCAUUCUCGACGUGGAGGCCCUCAAAAACAUGUUCAUCCGAGUGCCGGAAGCUGUUAGAAUAGGAGAUUCCGUGACACUGGUUUGCGAUUACGAUUUGGAGACGGCAGCUUUGUAUACUAUCAAGUGGUACAGGAACGACGAGGAAUUUUAUAGGUUCGUCCCUAAGGAAUCACCACCGUCCCAGAUGUUCGACGUAGCUCAUCUAAAUGUCGAUAUAUCCAAAUCGAACACAAGAGAAGUUACUCUGACAAAUGUGGAGAAAGAGACAUCGGGAGAGUUCAAAUGCGAAGUCACUGCAGAUGCUCCACUAUUUCACACUGACAUCAGAACUGCGAGGCUAUUAGUUGCAGAAAUACCUGAAGAUGGUCCAGUCCUGAAAGUGGAAGUUCAGAAAAUAACCCCAGGCUCCUACCUGAGAGCAAACUGCACAACUCCAGGAUCGCAUCCUGCCAUGAACGUGACGUGGUACAUCAACGAUGUCCAGGUGGGUUCAGACUUAGAAGUCCACAUCCAGAAAACGGUGAUUCGCUUCGAGGCGUUAGCUGGCCUGGAAACCGUCGUCUCGACAAUAUCGACAAGGGCAAAUCCUGACCUCUUCAAGAGCGGAAAACUGAAACUGCGAUGUUCGGCAACGAUGUUUACCUUAUACACCUCCUCGAGGGAGACUGAAAUACAAGAGGACGCGCCCAAACUCGCCCUCAUUAUGAUCCAGGAUGCCCAAGCCAGCGAAGGUUCGAGCACCAAAUCAAAAUAUAUCCAUGUGUUCCUGAGUUUGCUGACGUCCCUCCUCCCCACAUUUUUCCAGUAACCGUCGUUCUGAACG
Messenger RNA from Phaedon cochleariae (mustard beetle), 995 nucleotides. The record is from the annotation of a GenBank genome assembly. Lineage: Eukaryota; Metazoa; Arthropoda; Insecta; Coleoptera; Chrysomelidae.